AUGAGCUCCCCAUCAUCGCUCAAGCUGCUGGCAAUAAAAAGUCUGCUGAAAGAUGAAGCCUUGGCUAUCUGUGCUCUGAAGACCCUGCCCAUGGAACUCUUCCCACCCCUAUUCCAAAGCGCCUUCGAUGGCAAACAAACAAAUAUCUUAAGAGCCAUGGUGGCAGCCUGGCCUUUCAGAUGCCUUCCUGUGGGAGCCCUGAUGAAGACUCCUGAACUGGAUACCUUGAAGGCUAUCCUGGGUGGCCUUGACUUGCUGAUUAAGCAGGAGGAUCCACGUAGGAGUUGCAAACUAGAAGUGCUUGAUCUUCGGGAUGCACAGCAUAAAUUCUGGAAUGUGUGGGCUGGAUCAGAACAUGGUGUGUGCUCACCAGAUGUCGUUAGUGAGAGUCAACCUUCUGUGUGUCAACCCAUACAACGGGGAAAACAGGUUGUGACUGUGAUGGUGAACCUUUCCCUCAAUUCCAGGGAUCUCUGUGAAUCCCUAAAAUAUUUCCACUGGUGGGCCAAGCAAAGGAAAGAUGUGCUGCAGGUGAUCUGUCAAAAGCUGGAGUUUGGGGCCCUCCCUGACUAUAAUCCCCUAAAGCUGCUGGAGGUGUUUGAGCCAAUCUCUAUACAGGUGUUGGAAGUGAAUGGAAAAUGGGACCUGAGAACCCUUGCAUUGUUUGCCCCUGGUCUGGGCCAGAUGAGAAACCUUCAGAAACUCAUUCUCAAUGAAAUCUUAACGCUUACAGAAUGGAUUACUAACAGAGAGAUUCAAGAAUGGUAUUCUAGAGAGAUAAUUAUCCAGUUCUCCCAACUCAACAAGCUCCAGCAUCUCUAUUUGAAUGGUGUCUCCAUCCUGAAUGAAAGACUGGACCAAGUGCUCAGGUACUUGGAGCAUCCCUUAGAGACCCUUGCAAUCACUCGCUGCAUGCUAUCAGAAUCAGACAUGAGGUAUCUGACGCAGGGUCCCAGCAUUCUUCAACUCACAUAUCUGGAAAUCAGUAGUGUCACCCUUUCAGAUUUAAGUCAUGCACUUCUAGGAAGACUGCUAGAGAGACUGACAGCUACACUGCAGACAUUAAAAUUGAAGGGUAUACUCACUGACCUAAAUAUUGGUAUUCUCCUCCCUGCCCUGAGUCAGUGUACCCAGCUGGUUGAGGUGAGUUUUGUGCAGAACUUCCUGUCUGUGUCAAGUCUCAAGAAGCUACUGCAGCACACUGCCCACCUGAAACAGCUGAACGUGGAGAUGUACCCUGCCCCUGUUGAAGUCUAUGAUCACGCUGGUCAUGUGCUGCCAGUCAGGUUUGCUCAACAUUGUUCAGGUCUCUUGGAAACACUAAGAGGUGUAAGAAAGCCAAAUAAGGUCUUUUUUUUCAGUAAGAGAUGUCUACGUUGCUGGAGAUUCUGUGUCUAUGACCUGAAGGUCAACCUAUGUUCAUGUUUGGAAUAA
Molecule: messenger RNA, 1434 nt
Organism: Mesocricetus auratus (golden hamster)
Lineage: Eukaryota; Metazoa; Chordata; Mammalia; Rodentia; Cricetidae
Product: PRAME family member 12-like
Biological process (GO): negative regulation of cell differentiation; negative regulation of apoptotic process; negative regulation of DNA-templated transcription
Cellular component (GO): cytoplasm
Source: RefSeq, a predicted model, not a curated record